AUUCGAAUAUCGGACUAUUCGCACUGUAGUUGCAACUCCUGUGGAAGUUUGUGAGCGCAAUUUCAAUUUUCGCGUAAAGUUUGAGAGAUUUGGACUGGUGUAAUUUACUUUCGAAAAUGGUGUGUUAGUUGAACUAUGACUUAAUUACGUACUAUUAAAUAAGGUGACCUAGGAAAUGUCAACAUCAGUGGAUAUCAAUAUCAAUGGUGCUUCUACUGGUCAUGUUCACUCACAUAACAAAAGGCCGGUUAUCCUUAUUUAUCCUACAGUAUCUCCCGAGACGGUAGUCAUCCCAAUCAUCUCCUGUAUUUUUGGCUUUCCUUUGUUGGCACUGCUGGUCAUAUGUUGUCUGCGCAGAAGGGCGAAGCUGGCUCGCGAGCAAGCGCGUCGCAGGAACAUGGACUUUGAUCACGGACGUUCCCGAGCAAUAAGCCUACGUUCUGAACGAGCAAUGAGCCGGGGAUUUCCAUCGCUAGAAUUGGACACUGUUGUCGAAGAACGUUCCGAACUAGAAGCCGAACAAACUGUUGUGGAAAUGAUGACACCAGAUGGUGAUGCUAAUCCGGUGGAAGAAAGAUAGCAGGAAAGGAAACGGGAUUCUUGUACAGAAAGAUCACCACUUUGGAGUGCACUUACCCACGCUCAUAAUACGUUUUCAAUCGACGUGAAUAGCUGACAAGAGCAACCGGAUCAGUACACUCCUGAUCCGGUUAUACCUCAAAUGAUACCGCUUCCCUUCAUUAAAGGGCACUAACUUCUUCUACCAUAGUGACACUUCCAAUUAAUAUGUAGUGUAACUUUUUGUAUUAAAAAAUUAUCGUAAUUUCGCUAAAACUACCUCUAAUGAAAAAAAACCUACUUUGUAAAUAAUCAUCAUAUUAUUAUUAAGAAAUGUAUAUUAGGUAUAUACAUAUAGGAUUUCUUUGUGUUCUUUAUUCCUAACUUCACUAAAAUAAUUGUUCCAAAAUAAUGAGUAAAUUUCAUAAUUAUUUGCCUUUUCGCACUGAAAACAAAGAAAUCUAUGUUAAGUUUUGGAAUACUUUAUUAGAAUGGUGCUUUUCCUACCUUUUUGUCAUUAAUCUAUUAUCUAAAAUAAGUAAGAAAAUUUGGCAAACACGCCUGUUUAACGUUAUAGAUAUUAAUUGUUGUGUGUACCAAAUAAUUUUUUUAAAUAAAACCUAAAAUAA
Messenger RNA from Ceutorhynchus assimilis (cabbage seed weevil), 1187 nucleotides. Lineage: Eukaryota; Metazoa; Arthropoda; Insecta; Coleoptera; Curculionidae. The record is from the annotation of a GenBank genome assembly.